CCGGGUGAUGCUGCUACCCCCUGCGUUGCAGGCCCGUUUGGCCGGAGCGCCCGGAGCAGCCGAGCCGCUGCCAGUGCAGCGGGACUCCGCGGCGGGGGCGGCACCCUUUCUGUUCUCGCCGCGACCGGUGCGCUUCCCGCGGGACCACCAGUUCUUCGAGGAUGGGGACGUGCAGCGGCACCUCUUCCUGCAGGAGGUGCUCACACAGGUGGCGGAAGAGCCGGAGAAGUCCAGGGUGCCGGAGUUCACUUGUCAGGUGGCCGGCUGCUGCCAGGUGUUUGUGGCUCUGGAGGACUACCAGCACCACUACCACAUGCUGCAUGGGAAUACCUGUUCCUUCUGUAACCGCGCCUUUCCCUCCGGGCACUUGCUGGAUAUUCACAUCCUGGAAUGGCAUGACUCCCUGUUCCAGAUACUGGCCCAGAGGCAGGACAUGUACCAGUGCUUGGUCGAAGGCUGCCCUGAGAAGUUCAAGACCAGCCAAGACCGGAAGGAUCACAUGGUGAAGCUUCACCUGUACCCUGCGGAUUUCCGGUUUGAUAAACCCAAGACAAACAGAGGCCCAUCUACUCCAGGAGCUGCAGUCGAACUGUCAGCUAGACCUCUGCGGGAUGAUGAAGAAGCCAUGGAAGUCUGCUCUGAGCCAGCAAUGCUGACCCCCUGCAGGCGGACCUACAGUCACAGAAUACCUUCUACUAUCUGUUUUGGACAAGGUGCAUCCAGAGGGUUUAAAAGAACCAGAAAAAAUAAACACCAGUGAUGGAUUAUGGCAAGGAGAGAGAACCAGGCAUCUGGGCAGACAGGAUGGGAAGCAAGCCCCUUGUACCAGAGCCUUUCUCUUGCUUUUGAUUAACUGUCCUGGGAUUGGCCUUUGCUACCUGCUUGUCUCUAUCUCUAGCCAUAUGAGACAGCCAGUGAGUGUUAGCAGAAGUAGUAGGGACCUGAAGAUUACAGAACUGUCCAGGACACACUGAAGGAAUUAAGGUGGUGAGACAGCCUACCUCCCCCCCUAGGUGCCACCCAAAAACUGUCCUUUUUAAACAUAUGAAGUAAGUAUUUUUCACUGAUGGUGUCCAGUGUCCUUUCUGUGUUCUCACACCAGAUAGAAAAGUGGAUUAUUAUCUGCCAAUAUUAUUUUGCUUUUAGCACUUAUUUUUCAGGGAGACUCAUAAGAUCUCAGUAUCACUUACAGGCUGUAAAAAUGUAGGAUACAGCCACAGCUAUCCUAUCCCAUCUGGCUGAGACACCCUAGAUGUUGGACACAAGCUGGAGAGAAGACAGCCAUGGAGUAGGUGUUGGGAGAACUCUCAGGUAGGGAGGGUGAGGAAAAAGCAAGUCAGGAAGUUGGGCUAGUGUGUGAAGCAUACACAGAAGACAGGUGUGUCCUGGGGUAUUCCCUCUGUGAUGGUAAGACCAGGAUACUUGGGCCAGCCCUGGCAGAAAUCCUGCACCCACCUAUACUUACCUGGGUGCUUCUGUGCCAAAGGUACCAGUUCUGCCUCACUUUAUUCUGGGCUUUGGGUAUAGCUAGAGGCAGCUGGUGGUCACUCAUGAGCCCUGGCACAGAGCUGCAGCUGUGCUCAGCACUCAGGGAAUGAUGUCACACUUGGAGAAACCUCAUCAACCUGCACUCCAUCCUGGGUUGCCAAAUGCUCCAGGGAGAAAAUCUAAACCUUAAGGACAGGUCCUGUUAUGUUCUGAAGAAUUGUACUGACAAGCCCAGCCCUCAGCUCACUACAGAACUGCCUGAACAGCAAGGUAAACAAGACAAAGCAUCUACAACACACCACUCUUCCUCCCGGCAGACUCCAAUAACGGAGGACCCAAAAUGAAGCCUCUCCAAUUUUUGCCUUUGCUUACCCACCCCACCCUUUGGCAGGGUCUCACUCUAGCCCAGGCUGGCCUUAAACUUACAGUGAUCUUCCCUCAGCCUCCCAAGUAAUUAAAGUCAUGCACCACCACAACACA
Jaculus jaculus (lesser Egyptian jerboa) is the source of this 1968-nucleotide messenger RNA. RefSeq names its product zinc finger protein 511 (gene Znf511). The coding region runs from base 8 to 760 and encodes 250 amino acids. The transcript is spliced from 7 exons. NCBI's taxonomy places the organism in Eukaryota, Metazoa, Chordata, Mammalia, Rodentia, Dipodidae. The record is from RefSeq and is a predicted model, not a curated record.